Molecule: messenger RNA, 2331 nt
Organism: Diaporthe amygdali
Lineage: Eukaryota; Fungi; Ascomycota; Sordariomycetes; Diaporthales; Diaporthaceae
Product: tRNA synthetases class I (C) catalytic domain-containing protein
Exons: 3
Coding region: 1-2331 (776 amino acids)
Biological process (GO): cysteinyl-tRNA aminoacylation
Cellular component (GO): cytoplasm
Molecular function (GO): cysteine-tRNA ligase activity; ATP binding
Source: RefSeq, a predicted model, not a curated record
AUGUCGACGAAACAACCCACCUGGACGCCUCCCAAACCCCUCGCCGAUUCCGUCAAGCUGCCCAACCUUUCAGUCUACAACUCCCUGACGCGCAAGAAGGACAAGUUUGUACCAAUCGACCCCGAAGGAAAGACUGUGCUUUGGUAUACUUGCGGUCCCACCGUCUACGAUGACGCGCACCUGGGGCAUGCGCGCAACUAUGUCUCUACAGACGUUGUUAGGCGCAUCGUGAGAGAUUACUUUGGCUUCAACGUGAAGUUCGUAAUGAACAUCACCGAUAUCGACGACAAGAUCAUCCUGCGCGCGCGUCAGCAGCAUUUGCUGGCAAACUUCCGAACAGAGCACCCCAAUGUCGACGAGACUGCCGUAUCUACGGCCCAGGCGGCUUUCACAUUCUAUUUGAAGAAGAAUCUACCUCUCCUUCCCGCCGAAACGACUCCCGAUUCGUACAGCUCAGAGACAGACAAGGCAUACGCAAGGGUUCUGGCAGGAAAAGCAUUGGCAGGGGACAACGAGACGCCAGGUGACAAGGAGGCCAAACUGAAAAUGCACAUAAAUACGGCCAAGUCGGCUGCUACAACCCUGCAACAAGGCUCCUCGCUGGCGCCCGACCAAUUUUACGACGGCGCGGAGGACGUACUAUUACCGUACCUGGACUCUUUGCAUGGCGCUACUGUCGACUCGAAGGACUAUGCGAUCUUCACGAAGCUGACCAAAAAGUUCGAGGACCGCUUCUUCGAGGACAUGCAUGCUCUGAACGUUCUGGAUCCCGAGGUUCUGACCCGAGUAACCGAGUAUGUGCCUGAAAUUGUGUCUUUUAUUGAGAAGAUCAUAGCCAAUGGUUUCGGAUACGCCACCUCCGACGGCUCGGUAUACUUCGACAUAGCUGCUUUCGAGAAGGCAGGCCACGCUUACGCCCGCCUCGAGCCCUGGAGCAGGGGCGAUACUGCCCUGCAGGCCGAUGGUGAAGGGUCGCUCGCGUCUAAGACCACGGUAAAACGUAACGACGCUGAUUUCGCCCUGUGGAAGGCAAUUUUGGGCGAAAAGUUGGAUGUCCAUUCUGGAGGCGUCGAUCUUCGGUUCCCGCACCACGAUAAUGAGCUGGCCCAAUCAGAGGCAUAUUGGAACAGCAAAGAGCAGUGGUCAAACUUUUUCUUGCAUAUGGGUCAUUUGUCGAUCGCAGGCUCCAAAAUGAGCAAGUCACUCAAAAACUUCACCACAAUCAGGUCGGCGCUUGCGAAAAAGGAGUGGACCUACCGAAGUCUCCGUAUUGCUUUCUUGCUCGGUGCGUGGGAGAGCGGCAUUGAGGUGACUGACGAGAUCCUUCGCACGACCGCAUCUUUCGAGGACAAGAUGAACAAUUUCUUCUACAAGAGUACGGAUAUUGCGAGGAAUCAGCAGAACGGAAGCAGUGCGUCUGCUAGCAAGGGAUCUGAGGAAUCAGGAAACGAUCAGAAGGUGUUGGCUGCUUUGGAGAAGACCAAGCAAGAUGUCGACGCUGCUUUCGCGGACUCGUUCAACACACCUGCGGCGAUGAGGGCAAUCUCUGAGCUUGUGACCGAAUUCAACUCGGCCGGGGCUGUUUCAGAUGAGACGACGCUCACCCUUGCACGAUGGAUAACAAGGAUUCUCACGAUCUUGGGUCUAGAUGCAAAGGGCGACUUGAAUGAUGUAUCCCGAGUAGCCUGGUCCGGCGUCGGUAUUCCCUCAGAAGCAGAAGCGUUUGUGUACCCUGUUUCGCAACUGCGCGAUCAAGUGCGACAAGCUGCUCGGACCAAAGAUCUGGACCACGCUUCUUUGGUCCAGAUAGCGGAGAAGGUCAAGCCUACAGAAUCGGCCUCCAGCGAGUCUGCGAAGAAGUACGAGCAGGUAUUCACACAGUUCCAAGCCGACGUCCAGAAACUAGCCAGCGAGAAGGCAGCAGCCAGCGACAUCCUCGCUCUUUGCGACCAGCUGCGCGACACACGCUUGUGGGAUCUGGAUAUUUACCUCGAAGACCGCGACCCGCCACUGCCGGCAUUGGUCCGGCCUAUCGACCAGACCAUCAAGCAGGCCAGGGAGGAGCGCGAGCAAGCGGCCGCUGCCAAGGCUGCGCAAAAGGCAAAGAGAGAGGCGGAGGAGGCGGAGAAGAAGAAGCUGCAGGACGAGAAGGCCAAGCUCAGCCACCUCGAGAUGUACAAGACAGAGGAGUACGUGGAGUGGGAUGAGAACGGCAUACCGACCAAGGACGCCAAGGGCGAGGAGGUCACCAAGAGCAGGAAAAAGAAGCUGCAGAAGGACUGGGAGAGGCAGAAGAAGCUGCAUGAGGACUGGCUCAAGCGGCAAGCAUAG